GGAGGCCGCGCCCGCCGGGGAGUGACGGCGGCGGCACUUCCUGCGGGCGAGCGGCGGCGGAGCCGGAGCCUUUGUGCGGGAGCGGGAGGAGGGUCCCCGCGGCGCCCCGCGGCCCCGGGCGGGCGGGCAGGAGCGGAGGCGGCGGCGGCGGCUGCAGUGCGGAUACCGGCAGGGGAGCCGCUUCCCCCGCCUGCACCGCCGGCCAGCGCAGAGGAGGCGCCGCCGCUCCGGCCACCAGGUUGUGUUUUCUGUUUACAAGCCUGAAGAUGGCUGCUGCUGCUUCCUGCAAUGUGGAAGAAGAUGAGAGCCUGAAGGGAUGUGAACUCUAUGUUCAGAAACACAACAUCCAACAGAUUCUAAAAGAAUGCAUUGUAAACCUCUGUAUAGCAAAGCCAGACCGACCCAUGAAGUUCCUCAGAGAACACUUUGAAAAAUUAGAAAAGGAAGAAUGCAAGCAAAUCCUGGCCCGGCAGAAGUCCAGCUCCCAGUCGGAUUCCCACGACGAUGAGAUCUCCCCGCCGCCCCCCAACCCGGUGGUGAAGGCGCGGCGCCGGCGAGGGGGGGUCAGUGCAGAGGUGUACACUGAGGAAGAUGCUGUUUCCUACGUCAGAAAGGUUAUUCCCAAGGACUAUAAAACCAUGACUGCUCUGGCCAAGGCCAUCUCCAAGAACGUGCUCUUUGCUCAUCUUGAUGACAAUGAACGAAGUGACAUAUUUGAUGCCAUGUUCCCUGUCACACACAUCGCAGGAGAAACAGUCAUACAACAGGGUGAUGAGGGAGACAACUUCUAUGUGAUUGACCAAGGCGAGGUGGAUGUUUAUGUCAACGGGGAGUGGGUGACCAGCAUUGGGGAAGGAGGCAGCUUCGGGGAGCUGGCGCUGAUCUACGGAACCCCCCGGGCUGCCACUGUCAAGGCCAAGACAGACCUGAAGCUCUGGGGCAUCGACAGAGACAGCUACAGACGCAUCUUGAUGGGCAGCACUCUGAGGAAGCGGAAGAUGUACGAAGAAUUCCUGAGCAAGGUCUCCAUUUUGGAGUCCCUGGACAAAUGGGAGCGGCUGACAGUGGCUGAUGCACUGGAACCUGUCCAGUUUGAGGAUGGAGAAAAAAUUGUUGUGCAGGGAGAGCCCGGUGAUGACUUCUUCAUUAUUACAGAGGGCACAGCCUCUGUUCUGCAGCGCAGGUCCGACAACGAGGAGUACGUUGAAGUUGGAAGACUCGGUCCAUCAGAUUAUUUUGGUGAGAUAGCCUUGCUGCUCAACCGGCCCCGGGCAGCCACGGUGGUGGCACGUGGACCCCUCAAGUGUGUGAAGCUGGACCGGCCCCGCUUCGAGCGGGUGCUCGGCCCCUGCUCCGAGAUCCUCAAGAGAAACAUUCAGAGAUACAACAGCUUCAUUUCGCUCACCGUCUAAAUGAUUCCUCUGGAAAGCUGCCUUCAUGUGACCUUGUGCACUUAAAAUUUGCUCUGCGCAGCUCCACAGCUUUAUGAAGAAAAAAAAAAAGAAGUGUGCAUUUUAUGUGUAUUUUUUCUGUUUAUGUCACCUAGUGGAUGUCAGCUCAAAUCUCAUGUAUCGUGGAAGUGGAAGGAUAACUAUUUGGGUAAGACUAGCUUUGGGGAAGAUUGGGGCUCUUUUGGGCUCUUGGCUUGCAGACAAGAUUUUUGCCUAUUGUUGGUUCAUAUUGGUUAAAACUGUGGGUUCAACUAUUUAAAAUACAUAUGAAUUUCUGUUUUCUUUAUUAUCUUUAAAGCUGGUCUUACUCACCUUUUGUCAAGGAUCUUUGAUCAAGGGAUGUGAAAGAUGUCCCUGCCCUUGGCAGGGGGUUGGAAGUCAGUGGCCUUUCAGCUCCCUUCCAACUCAAACCAGUCUGUGAUUCGAUGAUAUCUCUCUGCCUGUCACUUCUAAGACUUUUCACUGGUUACAGACUGGGGGAUUCCAAAAUCCCAUGGAAUGAGUGGCAGUCUCAUUGAUGAGAUGCAAUGUAAAGGGGAAGGUUGGAGGAAGCUUUUUAUCAUUCCAGCAAGCCAGGGAAAAGUAAAGCUUUUGAGUGAUUUUGUUUGUGGCUUAAAUAUAGGGGCCAUAUUCCUCCAUGUCACAAACCCUUUUGGGUCUGCUUUGUAGGACAUGCUCAGGCAAACAGCCUGCUCCAGUCUUCUGGGUGAAGAGGUCAAGGGACAAUAUUUUGUAAGAAUUCAAAUGGAGCCUUUAGGACCUAAGUUAUUUGUCCUCAGCUUUUUUUAAAUGAGGGUUUACAUUAGAGUCCUUAGAAGUCCAGUGGGGGCUUCUCUGCUGAAUUAAGUUAGCUUCAAAACUCAGCAGAAUGUCCUCAUCCACUUCUCUGAACAUUAAAUGAAAUGCUGAAGAGAUGGUGCCAGGUGCACUUCAGGGACAAAUACAGCAGCUUGUUUUUAAUAAGGUCCACUUAAUAAAAUUCAAAUGCCUUUCUUCUAAUAUAUGAUUAAAUUUUAGAAUUUUUAAAAAUUUUCUGAAAGCCAAAUAAGUGCUUCAAAAUGCUGCUUCUCCUCCAAAAGACAGGUAUUGUGUAACAAAGAGCACCAGGAUCCUGGAGCCCAGGUCCCUCCAGGGGCCUCAUGGCCUUGCUGGCAGUCAUUGCUGCCCUGCCUAUACAUGGGGCUCCUCCUGAAUGGAGCUUUUUGCAGGUCUCUCAAGGCUGGGGAUCUGCACAGCCCUCAAGGAUGGGAUCAUUGGGACUAUGAUUUGCAAAGCUUUACCUUUGCAGGUAAACUUGUUGUUGCCAGCAGCAGCAAAGCUCUGCAUCUCAGCCAUGCUAAACAGCACUGCCUGCCCUUCAGCUGGGCCAAAAUUCCAUUUCUUCUUUACAAUAACAUCCUUCUGAGUAAAUACAAGCUUUCUGUACCUUUGACAUGCCAAAGGGUAAGCAGUGAAUAUGACAUCAGUCUCCCUUUUGAAAUUAGAGGUGUGGCUGAACUUGGCUAUAUGGCUGAGUCCUACUGACACACAAUUGCUUUCUUCUUUGGAAUUAACAAAUGCUAAUUGGACACGUUCCUGUUGACUCCCACCAAGGGCCCAAUAUUCCAGUAGCUGCCCGCAGUGGUUCUCACAGAGCUAAAAAGCUGCUCAGCUUCACGCUCUUGUCAUCACUUAAAGGUGCUUAAUUUAUUUUAGCAUAAUUUCAGUGGUCCUGUUAGUGUAUAUUCGUUGCUGCUAUUUAUUAUGAUUAUGUUAUGCUUCUUGCACGUGUUAUUAAAUAUGACCAUUCACACUUUCCAACCUUGCAAUUUUUAUCACGUACCUUUAUAUAGGCAGACCUAUUCUAUAUAGAUAUGUCAAUGUAUACGCAUUUGGUUUUCUGCUGCACUGUUUUUGUAUUCUCUUGUGCAAUUUUUAAAAGAAAGAUUUUUUAAAUGUUACCAGUCAUUCAAGUAUGUUCUUUUAACUGUUGCAUUUCUGUUGUGUUGGUAAAAAAAUUGUGAGUGUUUCGCAUAAUAUGCAGGACACAUCUCUUGUCAAAUACCAAGUAUUAGCCUCAUUGUUUAGAAGUUACUCGAGCACACAGACACACUGCAGAUUCUUUGCUUUAAACCUUUACAGCUCAUGGAAAAUACAUUUGAAUUAUGGUUCUGUUAUAAGCAAUCUCAAGAGAAAUGUAACUGUCUAACACCAGGAUUCCUGUGCUUUAAGUGGAACAAAAUGAUAUUCAGUGACAUUUUGAAGAUAAUUGUAAUAUUUGCAGUGGAUGAUGGGACAGGAUUAUGGUAUGAAUAAAAUUCUUCUACGUUACAA
This is a messenger RNA of Passer domesticus (house sparrow), 3764 nucleotides long. RefSeq names its product protein kinase cAMP-dependent type I regulatory subunit beta (gene PRKAR1B). Gene Ontology annotation, biological process: regulation of protein phosphorylation. Gene Ontology annotation, cellular component: cAMP-dependent protein kinase complex. Gene Ontology annotation, molecular function: cAMP-dependent protein kinase regulator activity. The transcript has 11 exons. Bases 267 to 1412 code for a protein of 381 amino acids. Lineage: Eukaryota; Metazoa; Chordata; Aves; Passeriformes; Passeridae. The record is from RefSeq and is a predicted model, not a curated record.